This is a messenger RNA of Armigeres subalbatus, 591 nucleotides long. RefSeq names its product SIFamide-related peptide (gene SIFa). The coding region runs from base 112 to 339 and encodes 75 amino acids. The transcript is spliced from 2 exons. Lineage: Eukaryota; Metazoa; Arthropoda; Insecta; Diptera; Culicidae. The record is from RefSeq and is a predicted model, not a curated record.
CUGGGGCGCUACACAUUCAGCGUCAGUUCAGUGAUACGUUUUAUCCAAAGGACAUUAGCAGCCUUCAUCGGUUCACCAACUAGAAUCAUCACCAACACAAUUUCCAACGACAUGGCUUGCAUCAAAAUGAUCGGAUCCCUGGUUCUGGUGGUGCUGAUUGUACUGGCCCUGAGCAGCACCACCGAGGCUGGCUACCGGAAGCCACCAUUCAAUGGAAGCAUCUUCGGCAAGCGGAAUGGAAAUUCCAUCGAUUACGAGGGAAACGCGAAGGUGCUGUCGACCAUGUGCGAAAUAGCAGCGGAAGCAUGCCAGUCCUGGUUCACUCAAGAACAGAAGUAGUUGCCCGCAUCGAACGAUUAAAUUUCCAACGCCAUAAUCGGAAGAUGAAUUUAGGUGACCAAUAUCCCCGCCUUUAUUGCCUACAUCCAUUACUCAUCUAGCCAUUUGUAAUCAUCAAUGUACAGAAGAAUUGCGACAGAGGACAGACAUUGUUUGUGCCAUGGAGGCGAAGAAUGUUUCAUGUUCGAUGUGCUACGUGUUUGAAUAAAAUGCAAGAAAGUCAUCCUUACACGGAACUACAAAUCAACUAAA